CUUUCUCUUACUGUCACCUAUUACAGCACGGCCUGCACGAACCCCCCUUACCCCCAAACCUAGCUCUGUACCUUGCGUGCUUGCUUGAGCUGCUACCCCUUCCUACCUACCUACCUGAAGUAUCAGCCUAUUACUUGUCAACCCUGGCCCCUCUUGCCGCAUUGCUGAGCUGAGAGACGGUGAGACCGCACUGCAUCGGCCACUAUCCAUCCCACGCCGCCGCCCUUGUCUCUCCCAUACAAUCCGGGGCCUCGUGACACUCAAUUCUCACACAACAAAUUUCCCCCCAUUGCUCACCGAGCCAACGACGCCGCCACGACUCAGACGCAGCACGACUUUCUCUUUACCUUGUUCUGUUUUCGACACCCUUUCCAAUCCGGCUUUGAUCAGACUAGCAGUCAUCGCAUCUACUCGCACCUAUAUCGACCAUCCUCGCUCGUCCCGCCAGAGUCAAUUCUCAAUCGCAGCAUCCCAUCCCGUGUUUGUCACCAAACAAUCGCCCUCCCCGACCCCGCCGAGGCUGUUCGACCAUGACAUCCCCGACGAGCCAACGCCGUCCCCGCGGCUCCAGCGAGGACCACGGCGCCGGUGUUUUCGACGAUGCCAAAACCUACUACACCUCGGAGGAGCGCCACGUCAACCGCGCUGGCCCUCGAACCCGGACCUACUCGCAGAACAGCUUAUUCCAGCAGUUUGAGCGCAUGGGGCUUCGCGAACCCUUCCGUCGAGGCAGUCACGACGAAUCCACGAUCCCUCACAACCGAAAGUUUCUCAUCCAGGUAGACGAGACGCUGAAGAGUUUGCAGGCCCAGGAGGAUACCGACGGGAACAUGCAGAUUACCAUUGAGGACAAUGGCCCCAAGGUGUGGUCGUUGAGGACCGCCGCGUCCGCGGGCCACAACCGUUUCGACGUCCGAGGCACCUACAUGCUCUCCAACCUGUUGCAGGAGCUCUCGCUGGCCAAGGAAUACGGCCGCAAGCAGAUCAUCCUUGACGAGGGUCGGUUGAACGAGAACCCCGUCAACCGAUUGUCGAGACUUAUUCGUGAUCACUUCUGGGAGGGAUUGACGAGAAGAAUCGAUGCCUCGUCCGUCGAGAUUGCGGCCAAGGACCCCAAGGACUGGACCGAUGACCCUCGCCCUCGCAUUUACGUUCCCGCCGGGGCCCCCGAGCAGCUAGAGUUCUACACCAAGGUUGCCAAGGACAGGCCGGAGAUUCGCUUGGACGUCCAGAAGCUCCCCGAGGUUAUCACUCCCGAGCUGGUUCGCGACAUGAAUGCCAAGCCGGGCCUCCUCGCCGUCGAGAUGGAGAAGAUCAAGGACCCCAAGACGGGCGAGGAAACACUGAGGGGCCUCCCCUUUGUCGUGCCCGGGGGUCGCUUCAACGAAUUGUACGGCUGGGACAGCUACAUGGAGUCUCUGGGACUUCUUGUUAACGACAAGGUCCAUCUCGCCAAGUCCAUGGUGCAGAACUUCUGCUUCUGCAUUCGACACUAUGGCAAGAUCCUGAACGCCACCCGCUCCUACUAUCUGUGCCGUUCUCAGCCGCCGUUCCUCACGGACAUGGCCCUCCGCGUCUACGAAAAGAUCAAGCAUGAGCCUGACGCCAAGGAGUUCCUCCGAACAUCCAUGCUCGCUGCCAUCAAGGAGUACCACAGCGUCUGGGUCGCCGAACCUCGCCUGGACCCUGUGACGGGCCUCUCGAGAUACCGGCCUGAAGGGCUGGGAGUCCCACCCGAAACCGAGGCGGGCCACUUUGUCCACGUUCUCGAGCCCUACGCAGAGAAGCAUGGCAUAAGCUGGCAGGAGUUUGUGCAGGCCUACAACAGUGGUAAGAUCAAGGAGCCCGAGUUGGAUGAGUACUUUUUGCACGACCGAGCCGUGCGCGAGUCAGGCCACGACACAUCAUACCGGCUCGAAAAGGUCUGCGCCAACCUGGCCACCAUCGACCUGAACUCGCUCCUGUUCAAGUACGAGACAGACAUUGCGCGCACGAUCCGCAACGUGUUCAAUGACAAGUUGGUGAUCCCGGCCGAGUUUGCUGUCGGACCGCUCAAGGCCGGCGAGGUGGUGACGUCGGCCAUCUGGGACCGCCGGGCAAAGCGCAGAAAGCUGGCCAUUGACAAGUACCUCUGGAACGAGGAAGAGGGCAUGUACUUCGACUACAACACGGUCGAGAAGGAGCAGUGCACGUAUGAAAGCUGCACAACCUUUUGGGCCUUGUGGGCGGGUGUGGCGUCGCCCAAGCAAGCGGCGACGAUGGUGCAAAAGGCCCUGCCCAAGUUCGAGGCCGUCGGCGGUCUCUUGUCAGGCACAGAAGAAUCUCGCGGCGUGGUGGGUCUGGAGAGGCCCAACCGUCAAUGGGACUACCCUUACGGCUGGGCACCGCAGCAGAUGCUCGCGUGGACGGGACUGGUACGGUACAGCUUCACCGACGAGGCCGAGCGUCUGGCGUACAAAUGGCUGUUCAUGAUCACCAAGGCGUUUGUCGACUUCAACGGGGUAGUGGUGGAGAAGUACGACGUGACGCGCCCGAUUGACCCCCACAGGGUCGAUGCCGAGUACGGCAAUCAGGGCCUCGACUUCAAGGGCGUGGCCAAGGAAGGAUUCGGAUGGGUGAAUGCCAGCUACGUCUACGGCCUGCAAAUCGUCAACGCGCACAUGCGGCGUGCUCUGGGUACACUCACACCGUACAAUACCUUCCACGAUGCGAUCGAGCAGAACAACGAGAAGCAUCUGGCUGAGCUUUCCUGAGCGCGUGUCGAUGUGGAUAGAGGUCGUAGUGGUUGGUGGUAGUGCAAAGUGGAUGCUUUGAGCGCGGUCGCACAGUACCAACCAAUGCUCAUCCAAGUGGGAUGUUUGUGAGCAUACAGGUUGCUUUGCCUCAGACCAAGUGUCGUAUUCUUUUUGUGCGUUGUUGCCGCGGCAUGUCGGGUAUUGGAGGUUGGGAAAGGAGUUGGCAAGGGGACCGAAGUUGAAUGUUGUUGUAUGCAUGGUAUUUGGGCUUGAUUGAUUGUAUGAAGGCACGGCUGUCUGUUAAGAAUGUUCAAAAGAGGUUAGAGUGGCUGCGAAGCCAGACCAAGACAGACACGCACCCAAUGCGAUGAAU
Messenger RNA from Colletotrichum destructivum, 3108 nucleotides. Its product is annotated as Putative glycoside hydrolase, family 37, six-hairpin glycosidase superfamily. Bases 531 to 2753 code for a protein of 740 amino acids. Gene Ontology annotation, molecular function: calcium ion binding; alpha,alpha-trehalase activity. Gene Ontology annotation, biological process: trehalose catabolic process. The record is from RefSeq and is a predicted model, not a curated record. The transcript has 5 exons. NCBI's taxonomy places the organism in Eukaryota, Fungi, Ascomycota, Sordariomycetes, Glomerellales, Glomerellaceae. Gene Ontology annotation, cellular component: cytoplasm.